Daldinia caldariorum is the source of this 1900-nucleotide messenger RNA. RefSeq lists its product as uncharacterized. NCBI's taxonomy places the organism in Eukaryota, Fungi, Ascomycota, Sordariomycetes, Xylariales, Hypoxylaceae. The record is from RefSeq and is a predicted model, not a curated record. The transcript is spliced from 4 exons. The coding region runs from base 289 to 1389 and encodes 366 amino acids.
GAGUUUUUCUUGGCAUGGUACACGAGCUGCAUUUAUGGCGACACCCUCUUGCCGUCUCCCUACGCCCUAUACUUACGUGCAUAGGCAGACAUGCAACCUCAUCUGAACGUUGCAUUAGAGCUUACCCCCCUUGGCCUAUCUACAUAGUACGUCGUAACACUCGACAGGACAGGCAAGGAUGGAAUCCUCUCAUAGUCUUAUGUGCCGGAGCUAUGCCAACUAUGGACCAAGUCUCGUUUCCUACUGAGCUAGUCAAACAACAGCCAUCGAUAUAGAUUCACUGGCAGGAUGGAAGUGCGUGCCAAUAUCGACGAAGACUUGAUACCUCCCCCUACCACCAUAAAUAACACACACAAAGUGUACCGAAUCGCAAUCGUCUGUAUCGUACUCGGUGUCAUAUCGUCCGCCGCCGUUGUGGCCCGGUUGGGUCAAAGAUGGCGCACAAAGGCUCUAGGAGCUGAGGACUAUGCGAUGGUCCCAGCAAUAAUGCUAUUCAUCGGCUGGACCUCGUUAGCUGCAUAUAUGAAUCUUCAGGCUGGGGUCGGAAAGCCCCUUAUGGAGAUCACGGUGGCGGAGUAUGAGAUCUGGUUCCAAGGGAUUAUCACCUCAGCAUGGCUGUAUCCCCUCAUGUCGGCAGCCAUCAGAAUCUCCAUCGUCCUCUUUUACCUUAAGAUGUUCGGCACUCGAGGAAAUCGAUACACGAGAUACUUUCUAUGGACUCUACUGGCCUGCCAGGGCCUCUAUGUCGUCGUUUUCUCCAUCCUCCCGGCGUUCAUAUGCUCGCCCGUCUAUUACUUCUGGCGCCCGAUGGAGCGCUACCUGCACUGCAGCGACUGGUACUACUACUACACGCAGGUCGCGCUGUUCAGCGUCAGUAUGGUCUUCGAUAUUGUGCUGCUCGUCUUUCCGGUGUUCCCCGUGUGGAAGCUUCAGAUGCCGUUGCGGAAACGUGUCGGCGUGGCUACGAUACUCAUGCUCGGCGCCGGAGCCAGCAUAGCGGCGGCGUACAAGCUUGCCGUAUUCGUCUUGCAGAUGGAGCGUUACGUUCCGACAGACCCGACGUGGCUGAAGUACAGCAUGUCCCGUUUCAUCCCGGCACAGUUCGACGAGUACGGGGUCACGUUCUGGAUUCCGACCCAGGUCGAGCCCACAGUCGCUUUGAUCGGGACUUCGAUUCCCGCCCUCUAUCAACUUGCGCAGAAAGCAGUCCCACGCCUUCGAAGCUUCAUCACUUCCAGGUUCUCUGUGACUAACAGCUCGAGCGGGAUAUCAUAUACGCCUAAGCAGAGACAGCCUCAGGGCGGCAAUUUCCACCGGAUGAGCGACUCGCAGGUUGGACUACAGGACCACUCGCAGGACCAAUCAAUCGAGCUCUCGCUGCGGCAAUGAGUAGGGUGUCUCAUGCUUUUUUUUUAUUUUUAUUUUUUAUUCUUCUGAGAUAUUUUAGACGGACAGUUGCGGAAAAUACGGUAACAUAAUGGACUGGAUCAGGUUAAAAUGCGCGGUCUCGGUAUCCCAUCUUUUCAUUCUUAGCGUAUGAGGGGUUAAUCAGCACGAGUACUUCAUUAAGAGUCAUCACGUAUUCUAUAUCCGGAUGGUAUUUCGCCAGUGAGAUGUAACGUAGGUAGUCAGUAAAUUGGCUUGGGACAACUGUCGCGCGAGUAUUUUCUUCUUUUUAUUUCUCUACCUACGUACCUAGGUAACGUUUGACCGAAAGCGCUGCUAAUCUUCAGUUACUAUGCUCGAAUGGCGUUCAAAUCUCGAGCUACAGGAUUAGGAAGAGCUGUUGUUGCCUUUGUCUCGGCCCUUUAUCGCUGAAGUAAAGCUGAGGCCAGUGACUGAGACUUAGGUAAUUAGAGACGCGUGUUGAUGAAAUCGCCCAAAAUCAUGAUUUGGAUUU